Molecule: messenger RNA, 1893 nt
Organism: Geosmithia morbida
Lineage: Eukaryota; Fungi; Ascomycota; Sordariomycetes; Hypocreales; Bionectriaceae
Product: Patatin-like phospholipase
Exons: 3
Coding region: 1-1893 (630 amino acids)
Biological process (GO): arachidonate metabolic process
Cellular component (GO): membrane
Source: RefSeq, a predicted model, not a curated record
AUGGCCGAUGCAAACGGCGUGAGGAGACGUGAUACAACCAAGGGACCGCCGUUGCGUGUUCUCUCUCUCGACGGAGGAGGCGUACGUGGCUACUCCAUGCUCAUCAUCGUCCAAGAACUUAUGCACCGCACCUUUGUCGAGAUAGAAGGACGCGCCCCCCGCCGACACGAGAUCCCUAAACCAUGCGACCACUUCGACCUCAUCGUCGGUACCGGCACCGGCGGUCUCAUCGCCCUCAUGCUCGGUCGCCUUCGCCUCGACCUUGAGACCUGCAAGGAGCUGUACGUGCGUAUGACGCGCAUGGUCUUCCAGACGGACAAGACCAUUGCCGGCAUCCCCUACCGCUCCACAUUAUUCAAGGCCAGCAAGCUCGAGGAUGCAAUCCGCUCUGCCGUCCGCGAACACACGGUCUACGACAAGGAGGGCAAUGACUCGGCUGGGCCCCAAACGGUCAACCCCCUGAACGCCGCGUCCCGUUCCAGCGCCAGCACGCCACAGCGACACACCAGCAAUGCCAGUACCGUGAGUUUCAGUGCCCGGAGCCCCGCUGCACAGAUGGCGCCCACCGUGUGGCGAAACCCGAGAUACGGGAACCCGGAUGCCAGGCUGUACGACUCACGGGAGAACAGGACUAAGACCGUUGUUACCGCACAGUACAAGGGCUCCCCUCGGGGAGCACCGUCUGCCAUGCUUCGGUCCUACGACUCGCGCCGAGAGCCCCCACCUGAGUUUGACUGCAAGAUUUGGCAAGCUGGACGCGCCACGUGCGCCAUAGGACUGGCCUUCAAACCCAUCCAAAUCGGCCAGUCCAUCUUUCACGACGACGGUGCCGGAACAUUCAACCCCGCCCCUGAGGCACUGGAUGAGGCCGUUGUCAACGAGUGGCCCGGUCGCGAGAUUGGAUGCUUCGUCUCGGUCGGCACGGGCCGACGCCCCAAGAGCAGUGGACACAGCCAAGAGCAGUGGUACGAGGGAUUCCUGGGCGAAUUUGCCGACGCCCGUCGCCGCCUCAUCUCCAAGAUUGAGAACUGCGAGGCCAUCCACGAGUACGUUCUCCGCGAGCAUCUUGCUAAACGCAACGUCAAUGUGGACAACUACUACCGCCUCAACGUCGAGGUCGGCGUCGGAGAGUUUGGCAUGAACGAGUGGCACCGCCUAGGCGAGAUUAGCACCGGAACGCGCCGUUACAUGAGCAGGCCCGAGGAGCAGAAGAUGGUCCAGGGAAUAAGCACCAAGCUGGCUAAGAUCCAAAAGGCAAAGGUCCGCUGGGAGCGCGCCAUGUCGCUACCCGCCGGUUCCGGCGGCGGACGCGCCUCCCCGCCGUCCUUCUCGAUAAACUCGCCCCUCGCCGUCGAGCUGCCGGGUGACGUACCGACAGGUUCACUACCGCUGCCCCCACGCAGCCCUCACAGCCACCAUUCGUUCGAAUCGGGAAGUGACGACAUCCACAUGGCUGCGUCUAACAGCUCUAGCAACCCGCGUCUUUCGCACGAGCUCCAGCACGACUCGGCCAACCCGCACUCACCGCCCGUCUCCUCCCACCGGCCUCCUCCCCCUCCCAAAGACCAGAGGCCCGUCUCUGCCGUCUCUGAAGCGGAUAAGUUCGUCGUGACGGCUCUGACGCCCUCACAGUACUGGACCGCAGCUGGCUCCGACAAAAUCGCCAUCAUGAGUCCAGACGAGCAUCCGAAGCUACGACCGACACAGGCCCAGAGCCCCCCUCCCCCGCAGCGCAUAGAACCGCCCCCUUUGCCCCCGAAGACGCCCAUACCAGACCGCCACAAUCAGCCAAAGGGGAGACGUCGUCUGCAGAGUUCGCCGCCUCCUUAUCCCCUCGAUGACGAGGCACCUCCGCCAGUAGACAUGUCGCUCAAGCCUGAUUACCGACGAUGA